Messenger RNA from Chlorella variabilis, 3507 nucleotides. RefSeq lists its product as hypothetical. The record is from RefSeq and is a predicted model, not a curated record. NCBI's taxonomy places the organism in Eukaryota, Viridiplantae, Chlorophyta, Trebouxiophyceae, Chlorellales, Chlorellaceae. The transcript has 11 exons. Bases 1 to 3507 code for a protein of 1168 amino acids. Gene Ontology annotation, biological process: lipid metabolic process.
AUGCCCAUCCUGGCCGGUUGGCUGCGCUCCCCCGCGCCUCCCCGGCCCGGGCUGGAUGCGCGGGGCAAGAACGGCGGCAGGCGGCACAAGGUGGCAGCGCCUCCGGCCGGCGGCGGCGACGGCGGCGGCGCCUCGGAGGCGGGCGCCGAGCAGCCGCCCAUAGGCGACGACUGCGGCCCAGGCAGCGGCAGCGCCAAGGGCCAUGCACAUGCAGGCGACCUGGCGGCAGGACCGGUGCCGGGAGCCCUGGGCGUGGCCGCCAUUCUGAGCAGGCAAGCUGCUGCCCUGGGGGUGCCGCGCCGCGCCCGCCACUGGGGCUUCCUGUGGAAGGCCCUGGCGCUGCACUCUGCCAACCUGGCGGCCACCCUGGCGGCGCGCCCGCUGCAGCCGCUGCACGACCGGCUGCAGCGCCAGCUGGCGGCCACCGUGGCGGUGAAGGAAGCGUGCCGCCAGCUGGGCGUGGAGGGGCUGCAGGAGCUGCAGGACCUGCUGAACUGCAUCAUCCUCUCGGAACACGUCUACAAGAUCGUGGACCACGACACCGACACUUCUGUCUCCUUCAUCAACUCGGUCAAGGCGCUGUUCCCGCCGCAGCUGGUGACGCUGCGCGGCGUGCAGUGGGCGCAGCCGCACGUGCGCCACCGCUUCCUGCUGGGCGAGAGCCACGACGCCCUCUACGUCUCCUUCAUGGGCACCAAGCUGCCGCGCGACAUGGCCACCAACGCAAACCUGUUCCAGGCGAGCCGGCGCCAGACUGGCGCUGCGCCGGCGCCUGCGCCGGGGAGCCUGAGAGCCUGUGAGGAGGUGGUGCUCGAUGCUGCCAUGCUGAGCAGCGGGGCCGCGCCGGCCGCCGACGACGAGGACGGCGGCGGCGUCAACGGCGGCGGCGCCGCUGGCGGCGGCGGCCGCGCGCUGGCCGCGCACCGCGGCUUCCUGGCGCGCGCCCGCUCCGUGCCCAUCCACAGCCUGUACAGGGAGGCGCGGGCGCGCGGCAAGCGUCUGGUGCUGUGCGGGCACAGCCUGGGCGGCGCGGUCGCCUCGCUCUGUGCCAUCCAGCUGCUGCAGCACCUGCCGCCCAACCUGCACCACACCGUCAGCUGCUUCGGCUUUGCCACCCCGGCGCUCGGCAACGAUGCGCUGGCGGCCACGGUGGCAGAGUGCGGCUGGGACGCCCGCAUUCGCAACUACCUCAGCCCAGACGACCCCAUCCCAAAGCUGCUGUCGUUCCGGCGCCCGCCCGGCGUCGCCGCCGCCGAGAAGGCGGCGGCAGCAGAGGCGGCGGCCCCUCCCAGCGCAGCCGCGCACGAAGCGCCUGCUCCUCCCGCCGCGCCGCAAGGCGCAGCGAGCGAGGCGGCAGGCGCCGCGGGCAACGUCGUGCCCGCGCCCCGCCUGGCCGCCGGCGCGCAGCAGCGGCUGCGCCGCGUCGCCAGCCACGUUACGGCCGGCGGUGGCGGCGGCAGCAGCGGCGGCAUAGAGGCGGAGCAGCAGAAGCAGCAGCGGGAGCAGGAGCAGUGCGUGACGGCGGCGGUCGCUGCACGCGGCAGCGGCCUGCCACGCAGCGGCAGCGCCCCAGCGCUGCUGGCACGCACCGGCGCCGCGGCGGCCUCAGCCGACAGCGCCCCCAAGGCCGGCGCCGCCUCCCGCCAGCACGGCGGCGGCCGCCUGGCGCGCGUGGGCGUGGCGGCUGCCACGGGGGCGGCUGUGGCGGCGGCGAUGCUGGGCCAGGACGUGGAUGUUGCUGCAGCCACCUCUGCUGCGGUCGCUGCGGCGAUGAUGCGGCAGGAGGGCACCCCGGCGCAGGUGCAGGGCAGCGGUGGCCGGGGCCCGGCGGGGGUGGAGGGGCAGGCCGCCGACGGCAGCAGCCGCCCGCGCGGCCGGCAGCACUGGCUGGGGCAGCGGCUGGCGGCGGCCGCGGCGCCGCCGCUGCGCGCCGCCGCCCACCGCGCGAGCUCUGCCGCGCUGGCGGCCGCCGCGCCGCCGGUGCGCGCGGUGGUGGAGCGUGCUGGCUCGGCCGCGCGGCUGGUGGCGCUGCCGCUCAGCGCCGCCGCUUCGGUGCCCAUGCGGGCUGCGCCGCAGUACGUACCGCUGGGCCAGCAGCUGUACAUCACCCCGGCUGCCGUCACCGCCGCCAGGCCCCUGGGAGACACCUGGGACGCCCCCCUGCCGCCAGCCACGUCUCUGCCGCCGCCGCGGCGGGCGUGGACCUUUUGGGGCGCCGCCCCGGCCGCCGCCGCCGCCGCCGAGUCCGCGGCCCGCCCCGCCGCCGCGCCCGCCAGCGGCAGCCUGGGCGGCAGCCUGGAUGACGAAGACAACGUGGAUGUUGCGGUGGCUGCCGCGCUGGGUGACCCUGCCGCCAUGGCGGCAGCGGCGGCAGCGGGUGCGGCAGGCGAGGGUGAGGAGGGCGGCGGCAGGAGGCGGCGGCGGGGGGUGUUUGAGGCGCACCGAAUGGCCACCUACCGCACGCGCCUGCUGGCCAUCUGCCAAGGCUCGCUGGAGGGCCGCCUGCUCCUCCGUUCGCUGCCCAGCCUGCCCAGCCUGCCGCGCCCGGGCGACGUGGCAGCCACCGAGCUGCUGGCUCCCUCCAUGUUCCCCCUCAAGGCCGUGGCCACGGUGGCCCAGGCGGCGGCGGCGCCCGCGGCAGCCGCGGCGGCGCAGCCUGGCGCAGGCGCCGGCACGGGCGCGCAGCCGGGCGCGGGCAGGCAGGCGCAGUUCGGGGAGCAGGCGCCCAUGCAGCGGCGCGGCUUCUGGGGGCGCCUGCUUGCGCGCGCGGCGCGGCAGCAGCGGCAGGAGCCUCCUGUGGAGCUUCUGAUCCGUGUGGAGGGGCGGGGGCUGUCCAAUGUUACCAAGGCCUGGAUUGAAGGCGUCCCGCUGGCCCUUCCGCCUGCCCCCAUGCCCGCCGACGGCAGCGGCGCCGAGCACAGCGGCGGCGGCGGCGACAAGGCGGCCGCCGCUGCCGGCAAGCCCGCCGCCACGGUGGCAGAGGUGACGAUCGUGCAGCAGCCGGCGGCGCCGCUGCUGCCACCACCGCGGGAGCGGCCGCUGCUGCCCGUCUUCAGCCAGCUGUCAGCCGUCGCCAGCUGGCUGGCCGUUACCCUGGGCUGGGUGGCGCUGCUGCGCCAGCUGCAGCCUGCCGGCAAUGCCGACUUCCUGCUCGCCCGCGUGCGCCUGCCCGCGGCCGCGGUGCGCGACGCGCAGAAGGCGGCUCAGAACUCUCUGCUCACCUCGGUGACCGACGGCCCACUGCUGCACGGCCUACACGCGGGCCCCCGCCUCUCGCUGCGCCUGCAGGCAAGCCGCCGGCAGCGCGACUUUGCUGUGCACUCCCUGCCUCUGGACAUCCGCGUGGCGACCAGCAUGCCGCCUAUGGGGCAGCGCUGGGCGUGGCCGUGGGCACACCGCACGCGUCGGCCGCGCGCCGCCAAGCAGCAGGCGCACGCGCAGCAGCAGCAGCAGCGCGGUUCCCGCUGGUGGGAGUGGCCCGGCAGCUCGGCCGCCGCCGGCCAUUAG